UGGAAACCCUCAGUCUGGAGUAGUGGAGGACCCAACUCUGGCGGCUCUUCAGGCGGACCCAGCCAACCCGCCAGCGGAGGUCGCAGAGACAACGAAGCCAUUGGAGCCAGCGGAGCCAGCCGCGCAGCCCCUUCAAGCAGAACGCUCUUCCUCGGCAUUACGCUCACACGCAGCGUCGUCCGCAGCGGCUGUUCCCAAGGUGGUGGAGAAGGAGGUCAUGACCCCGGAGAAGGCCGCUGCUGCCGCGGUUCCAGAAGAGAAGCCGAAGCUCAACUUCGGUGGCAAGACGGAGCGCGUGGCCACAUGCCGCCUUUGUGAAGAAGCUCGCACUUGGGCGCAAAAGGGGUCUUUUUGUGAGUACUGCACGGGUGCGUUCCGUCGUGCUACAGGCCACCAGCGCCUUCACAUACUCUUUGAAGACCAGCAUUUGGCAGAGUCCGUGCGACAGGAGAGUAAGACAAAGCGUGCUGAAGCUGAAAAUGCUUCGCCGCCUAAGAAAGGGCUGGAAAAGAAGCUCGAGGAGUUCCUGCGCCGCUUCGAAGAGGUUCUGCCACAGCAGCGCCGCAUCGUCGCCAACGAAGUGGUAGAGGAGCUUACGGCGAACUGCAGCGAUCUCCGCUUGAUCCUACAGCGGGAUGCUGCCCAGGACACAGCCUGUGGCCUGCUACUAGAGCAGCUGGGGAAGCUACGAGCAACGGUCCCCGCCAGCACAAACCUUGACGUCCCCGUCAUCACACUCACGCAGUUGGACUCUGCUGUCACCAAGGUACCCUUGCCGCAGGAGGCCCUCACCGCAGCCGGUUACACCCUGACCAAGCAUAGCGCAGCUGCUGCCGCGGAAGGCCCAAAAAGUCAACAGCGCAAGCGAGGCCGCCGCACAAAGGUGAACAGUAGGAACAAGAAAAUGGUCGUCGCCCAGCACUUGCGGAAGAAGCGCUACCGAGUCUUCCUUGAGGAGCCAGAGCUUCACGAGUCCAUGUCGUGGUCCACCUUCCACUCCAUCAUGAAGCGACACUUCCCUCACGUGAAGAACCCCAUGAGGCAGACGGACAUUUGCGAGCACUGCAAGCAUUUGGAGCGUCACUUGCUCCCAGCAGCUCAGAGGGCCUUGGCCAAGCACAGGCUUGAGAUCGAAGAGUUCUCCCAGCAGUAUUUCCACCCCUUCGACAGCAGCCCUGCGACAAUUGAGAACAAGGAGAAGACUGACAAGUUCCCCUUGUUGGCCACUUCUUUGGCAUUCGUGCAGCAACAGAACUUCAACGCCGCCAACUCCAGAGAAAGGCAAGCGCUUGGGCUUGCCACCCGACUUGCUCUCCACAGUGCUGAAGCGUCUGCCAUCCACACCCUGAAGGGGCAUGUGGAGCUGUUGGAAGCUUACCGCUGGCACCAAACCUCUGCAAGGCGGCAAGAAGCAGCGUUGGAACAGCUUGCUUCAGGGGAGUCGCUGCCUGCUUCCGCUGUCCUCCUGCAGAUGGAUUUCAAGGAGAACGUGAGAUACCCGCUCAGUGCGCAAGAGACAGGAGACGAGUGGCACGCGCAAAACAAACUGUCUCUCACCGUGUUUGGGGUCUUUGCGCGGGUGCCCACACGCACGGGAACACACGUGGACGUGUACCUCCUCUUGGUCUCGGAAGUUUUGGACCAUGACGCUCAGGCCGCCAACAUGUUGGUGAAUGAGGCCAUUGCUCUUCUUCGACGUCAUCCUGGCACACACUGGCCUGCAGUCAAAAAGCUCAUCCUUGCCAGUGAUGUCGGACCGCACUUUCGGUCGUACGAAAACGCGGUGAAAGUUCUCAACGUGGAAGUCGAAGUGCUCUACCUGGCUGAGCAUCACGGAAAGGGAGCUUGCGAUAGGCUCUUCGCUUGGACUCGCAUGUGGGUGUCCCGGUUCAUCCAGAAGCACCCUAUUUACAACCUGCGGGAUCUCACGCAGUGCUACCGAGAAGGCGCGGCUUCGAGGAUAGCCGACGACCCGACCACGCCAGCCAUCCUUGUCUCAAACUUCGACCCUGGCCGCUUCCGACCAACGAAGCGGAGCUUUCUGUCCGCCGCCACGCUCAAAAUUUCACGAACCUACAGCCUGGUAGCCUUGGACCGUCAUGCCGCGCCUGGUGUGCGCAUCGUCAACCAUGUUUUCACGGAUUUGAGGCAAGGGUCGAGGGUCCUGCCCUGCCACGUGGAUGAGGUGGUGUCGGAGGAGAAGGUGGAGUGGCGGCGCGGAUACUACGACAAGCCGCGCUCCUGGGAGCAAGCAGGGCCGGAGCCAGGUGAUGUUAACCACGUCACCCGGCGCUUUGCUGCGCAAAAGACCUUCCUCCCAGACAGAGAGGUUGCUCCAAAACGAAGCCUUGAAGAGAAAAUGUCAGCCAAGGCCAAGCAGCUCAGCAAGCACGCUGCCAAGAAGAAGCGGGAGCUGGCUGAAGGCUCGUCCUCUUCUGCAAGUAGCAGCAGCAGUAGCUCCUCAACCUCCUCGGAGAAAGCCUAA
Molecule: messenger RNA, 2485 nt
Organism: Effrenium voratum
Lineage: Eukaryota; Dinophyceae; Suessiales; Symbiodiniaceae
Source: the annotation of a GenBank genome assembly